UAGGGGAGUGGCCAAAAUAAGGGGAGGGCAUGUAUUUAUGCUCACUGUGUUAUAAAAGUUCCCACAGCUUGCCAUCUUCCUUACAGCACCCAGUGAACUGUCCAGCUCACUUGUUGUUGUGAAGCCGUGAUGAUGAAGUGUACCGCCGUGUGCCUCGUGGCACUGUCCUUGCUCGGCAGCCUCUGUGAUGCUCAGUGGCCGCAAAAGCCCUCAAAACCUAGUUACCCGCAGGCUGAGUCCAAACAACAGCCCCAACAGUCAAAGCAAGAAUUUGAGAAACCACUGACCUGGACGUAUCCUCAAGUACCCGAGCCACAGCCCAAGCCUGAUGUGCCAUUUGAGCUGAGGUAUCCUGUUCCUGCUGCAACUGUUGCCGUGGAGUGCAGAGAAAGUGUCGCUCAUGUGGAAGUGAAGAAGGACAUGUUUGGGAUCGGCCAGUUUAUCAAUCCCAAUGACCUCACCCUUGGAACAUGUGGCGCUGUUGCAGAGGACAAUGCAGCACAUGUGUUGAUUUUUGAAGCUCAGCUCCAUGACUGUGGCAGCACGUUAGCUAUGGGAGGAGAGUACUUUGUUUACACUUUUACCCUAAACUAUAACCCACAAAGUCUGGGUGGUUCUCCAGUGGUAAGGACAAGCCAGGCUGCUGUAAUUGUGGAAUGCCACUAUCCAAGGAAACACAAUGUGAGCAGUCUUCCCAUUGACCCUCUCUGGAUCCCAUUCUCCGCAGUUAAGAUAGCGGAGGAGUUCUUGUCUUUUACACUGACACUAAUGACAGAUGACUGGCAAUUUGAGAGACCGAGCUACCAGUACUUUCUUGGAGAUAUGAUUAAUAUCGAGGCAACUGUCAAGCAGUACUUCCACGCACCUCUGCGUGUCUACGUGGACAACUGUGUCGCUACUCUCACCACUGAUGCAUUGUCCAACCCCAGAUAUGCCUUUAUUGAGAACCAUGGGUGUUUCGUUGAUGCUAGAAUCACUGGUUCUGCCUCAAAAUUUCUGGCACGCAGUGCAGAAUACAAGCUCCAGUUCCAAUUGGAGGCAUUCAGGUUCCAAGGUGCUGAUAGUGGAAUUAUCUACAUCACCUGCCACUUGAAAGCCACACUAGCUGCCUACCAAUAUGACAACGAACACAGAGCUUGUUCAUAUAUUAAUGGGUGGAGGGAAGUCAGUGGCACUCCUUCAGUUUGUGACUCUUGUGAGUCUGCUAAUUUUGGCCCAGUCGGGGGUUCCGCUGGUGCCAUAGCAAGUGGAAUUUCAACUGCAGCAGCUCAAGGUGUCUCCGGAAGUGGUUCAUCAACCGGUGGAUAUGGUGGUGGUUCAUCAACCGGCGGAUAUGGCGGUGGAUAUGUUGGUCAUUUUGGCAAGCCAUCUAAUCCUGGAAGAAAGAUACGCGACUUGUCUAAACAAGAAGCUUUCGAAUGGGAAGGCAUUGUCACCGUGGGCGUGAACAUUGAAGAUAAGAUGGAAGCUUAACUUAAUUCUCUGCCAUCUCAACUACCACAGAAAUAAACAUUCUCAUUGGUCAUAUAUUUCUUUGCAUGUUGUUCAGUUGCUCUAAGGUUACAACUGCCAUUGAACCUCUAAGAAAUGUGAAAGUUAAAGAGACAAGAAACAUAAACCAGAUGGCACAGAAUUUUAAUCGGAGUAGGUACAAUAAACAUUUGCCUAAAUCUUACUUAUGGAAAACAUCUGCUCAGUUGCUCUGGACUAAAUCAUCACGUUAUGUAAAAUAAAAUGCAAUUGUGCUAAAAAAAAAAA
Molecule: messenger RNA, 1758 nt
Organism: Cynoglossus semilaevis (tongue sole)
Lineage: Eukaryota; Metazoa; Chordata; Actinopteri; Pleuronectiformes; Cynoglossidae
Product: zona pellucida sperm-binding protein 3-like
Exons: 8
Coding region: 130-1473 (447 amino acids)
Biological process (GO): egg coat formation; binding of sperm to zona pellucida; positive regulation of acrosome reaction
Cellular component (GO): extracellular matrix
Molecular function (GO): acrosin binding
Source: RefSeq, a predicted model, not a curated record